Molecule: messenger RNA, 3132 nt
Organism: Parastagonospora nodorum SN15
Lineage: Eukaryota; Fungi; Ascomycota; Dothideomycetes; Pleosporales; Phaeosphaeriaceae
Exons: 5
Coding region: 1-3132 (1043 amino acids)
Biological process (GO): establishment of cell polarity
Cellular component (GO): cytoplasm; cell tip
Molecular function (GO): cytoskeletal regulatory protein binding
Source: RefSeq, a predicted model, not a curated record
AUGACCGAAGAGGCCUCAUCUGCCUCUGUCAGGUCCUCGCAGGGGUCUCACAAGCGCGCCCCUAAGAACCCCCAGCAGCAACUCUCGCAGAUAGAGAAAUCUGUCACCCACCUGCUAGUCGCUACGAAGCAGCUCCUCGUCUCCGAUGUCUAUGUGCGCCUUGGCUAUGAGUUCAACAUCGCGUCGCGCGCAUUCAACGCCAUCGGCGUCGACACGGGCGAUCUCGGAAAUGUCCCGGAACUGCUUCGAGGCAUACUAGAGGAGACACUCAGCCAAGAAGCCUCGCAAGCAAGCCUCGACAACUUCCUGCCACGCAUACGCGACAUCAUCAUCAACCUACUCCACGGCCUGAAGAAGAAGCAGCAGCGGUUACGGCAAAGAACGGGCCGGGAUGGCACUCUCAGCGGCGGCACACGGCAGGGCAGCAUUGGCAGCAACGGAGACAUCGAGGAGGCACAACAACAACGCUCACAAACACAGCAGAUGCCCGUCAUCGCCCCGUACCCAGCAGACGAUGGCAUGCCCAAGCCUCCCGAGUCAUCACAACCAAACUAUGCCGUCGACUUCCCGCCACCGCCGCCACCGCCAAAGCAGGAAGACGCGUUUGCUGCACUGCAGAGAGGCGGAGAGCUGGAACGAAGAGCUUCACGGCGUUUCUCGCAGUACCAGAUACAGAAGCAUCUUGGGACCAACGGCAUCGCCAUUCCACCAGUCCAGAACUCUCCAGUACCGAAUAGGGGUCGGGAUGUGAGGGAGUCUAUGAACGCAGUGCGCACCAGAGCCUCUUUGAUGCACAGUCGGCAACGGUCGACACAGCAGCGGCCCGCAGUGGAAACGAAGUUUGACAAUUCAAGCGACGUCAGGCGCAUAUCCGAAGAAAGUUCGCAAAGCUCGGUACCAAGCAUAGCUCCUCCCACGGAACCAGAACCGCAAGACAGCCCCACACAAAAGACCCCAGAGGACAAAAUCGGACCAGCGCCCACGUUCGUUGAGGGGGAUAAGCCGGUGCUUGGUGCGACGUUGAACGGGCCCUUGUCCGACCCCAUGGGCAUGAGCGCGGGAGAGCUAUCUGCCAAAGAAUCCCUGAAAACCGCUUCUCUGCCAACAAGAGCUGGAUCUCGAAGAGGGAAGUCGGUAUCUCCGCAUCCACAGCAGUUUAUUCCGGAACAGUCGCCAGAGCCUAACAAAGAGCUCACACUGUUUUUGCAGUACAAGCAUAAGAUCAAGAAGUACGUCUUCGCUGAUGGCUUUGAUUUGUCUGCAGGACGCCUGCAGCUGGCUUUCAUCGAAAAGUUCGCCUGGGAUACACAUCGCUAUGGUGAACUGCCUGAGAUUCACAUCCAGGAUCCUGUUUCGGGUGUGCGCUACGAGCUGGAAGACAUCAACGAUGUCAAGGAUCGCUCAGUACUCGUGCUCAACGUGGAGCAACUCGACGAAGUCAAGAGCCAUAUCGACGACAAAUUUGGCGGUCUAAGCCGAUUGGUAGAAAGCAUCAAAACUGUGGUCGAUGACCAGCAGUCAACCAUACAACGUGUAGCAGAACGGCAGCAACAGACAGCACGAGAACUGGCCGGUAUCGCCGCUGCGCCUACGCUGAACUCAGCGCGCAACUCAGCCUUGUUGCCAUCUCGACCAAUCCCGAGUGGUCCUCCUGUGGAAGGCAGUAUCAACUCUGCUGCACAACUAAGCGAAGUUCAAUCGCUUCGCCGCGAUCUGGCCGUGGUGCGGCAAACAUACUCAUCCUUUGUUUCUGAUAUUCAGGCCAGUAUGUCUACAAUUCGUACAAAGGCAAAUGCUGUCAAGUCGACCGCUGUCAAGGCUGCACUACCGUCACUCGAUGGUGAUACCGGACGUGCUUAUAUCAACACUGGCAAGAAGUCGUUACAGGAUGACUCAGAGAAAAUCGUCAACCGGGUCGACGAUCUCCAAGACCUGGUCGAAGACCUUCGCAAGGAUGUUGUUCAGCGAGGAGUCCGACCUUUGCCUCGUCAACUUGAGGUUACAGCCAAGGAUCUCUCCAUUGCCACGGCUGAGCUCAAGAAACUGCAAGACUUCCUUGCCAAGGAAAAGCCACUGUGGACGAAGAUCUGGGAGCAAGAGCUGCAGACUGUGUGCGAAGAAAGGGACAUGCUUACCAUGCAGGAAGAGCUUGCUGCUGACUUGCAAGACGAUCUUGAGAAGGCUGCGCAGACACUUGAAUUGGUCGAGCAAGCCACUAAGCAACAAAACCUGGAAACCGAAAAAGAGCAGACUGGACAGAAGGGCUUGCGUUCUGCUAGCGGUCGGAACGCGAUUAAUGCAGCUGCCCUAGACAAGGUUGUUGACCCACGUGAGGCUCGAGACGGCGUGCUCGGCGAAGUCAAGGCUUUACAACCAAACCAUGAGAGCAGACUUGAGGCCAUUGAGCGCGCUGAGAAGGCCCGACAACGCGAGCUCGCUACCAGAAACGACGAUGAGUUCAAGCGCGAACUGGGCAAUUUCGUCGAAGAAGGCAAGCUCAAGAAGAGCGGUGGUGUGGAAGAAGUUGAACGUCUACGAAAGGCCAAAGACGAGCGUGCUCGCAAGGAGAACGCUGAGCGGGAAGCUGCCCGUCAACGAGCCAAGGCAGAGAAGAUGGAGCGAGAACGCGAGGCCGCUGCCGCCGCGGCCGCGGCAGCUGCAGCAAAUCCUGAAGGCGCCGAAGAAGCAUCUGAGGAGCCAGAGCAAGAAGAAGCUAAGGAAGAAUCUGAAGAUGCAAAGACUCACGUCCCCGGCCUGAUUCUCAAAACGAUGACGGAUACAUCCAACGGCAGCACACCCAGCCCCUCCAUGCCCACCCUCAGCGCCACAAUCCGCAUCGUCGACUCCACGCCUCGCCCGAUUUCCCAUAGCGAAGACUCCACAUGGCCGUCUUCACCCGACUCCACACCCACACCCUCCCUCCACACUCGCAAACUUAAAUCCCUUAGUUUGCGCAGCAGAGUCAGCGACUCUAGUUCUGACAGCACACCCACUCGCCCCCGCGCAAACACGUACGAUCCACACACCCCCGAGCGCAAGAGAGACACGGAUGCGGACAGCGUGGUUAGCUUCACGCCCAGUACGAGUAGCAAACGGUUGGCGAAUUGGGUCUCGGGACUGUUGGGACGAUGA